CACACUAAUGGAUUCUGGACCUUCACUUUCCAUCUCACUCUUCUUGAGGGUGUUUAUGAUUUCUGCCACAGCAUCAGCAGUCAAUCUUGAAGGGGAGCUUUUCAAGGAUUUGAUGAAGGGCUACAACAAGAAUGUGCGGCCCAUGGAGAAAAGCGGUGAUAUCACUCAAGUCGACAUCAAGAUGACGCUCACCAACCUCAUCUCUCUGAAUGAAAAGGAGGAGGCUCUGACAACAAGCGUCUGGAUAGAAAUGAAAUGGUGUGACUACAGGCUCAGAUGGGACCAACCGCCACGGUCAGCCCUGUAUGGGAACAUCACCUCUGAGCUGCGUGUCCCCUCCAAGAGCAUCUGGCUGCCAGACGUCAUACUGGAAAACAAUGUGGAUGGACAGUUCGAGGUGGCACUUUACUGCAAUGCGCUGGUGUCUCCUAACGGCUGUGUGUACUGGCUGCCUCCGGCCAUCUACCGCAGUGCCUGUGCAAUCACUGUCAACUACUUUCCCUUUGACUGGCAGAACUGCACCAUGGUGUUCCGCUCCCAGACUUACAGUGCCAACGAGAUCAAACUGCUUCUCAAAGAGGAGGAUAACCACACGCUGGAGUGGGUGGAUAUUGACCCGGAGGCUUUUACAGAAAAUGGAGAGUGGGUCAUCAAACACAGGCCGGCUAAGAAGGUGAUCAACACUCAGUACAGUAAAGAUGAGCUGGAGUACCAGGAGGUGGUCUUCUUCCUCAUCAUCCAAAGAAAACCGCUCUUCUACAUCAUAAACAUCAUCGCUCCCUGUGUGCUCUUCUCCUCCCUCGGCCUCCUCGUCUACUACUUACCUGCCAAAGCGGGGGGUCAGAAGUGCACCAUGUCUGUUGCCACUCUACUGGGUCAGACUGUGUUCCUCUUCCUUAUCGCUAAGAAGGUACCAGAGACUUCAAAGGCAGUGCCUCUUAUUGGAAAGUAUUUGAUGUUUGUGAUGUCAGUGACAACCAUGGUGGUGAUGAACUGUGUGAUUGUGCUCAACGUUUCCCUGCGAACCCCAAACACUCACAUAAUGACAGACAAAGUCCGCAAGAUCCUCUUAAACAUCCUGCCUCGGCUGCUGAGGAUGCAGAUGCAACCCUGGACACCGAACAAUGACAGCACCUCAGAGGCUGUAAGUGGUAAAACUCUGACUCCGGACAGGAAUGGCGUGUUCCUGGUCCCCUGCCGACGCCGCAGCUCCAUGACCCUCAUCACCAAGGCGGAGGAAUAUUUUAUGAGAACAGCCCGGUCUGAGCUCAUGUUUGCCAGACUCAAAGAAAGAAACGGACUAAUGAAAUCAGUAUUAGAGAAGCUACAGGACGGGUUUGAGGGGGGUUCAGCUGAACAGCUCAGUGCCAGCCUGGCAAAGGCCUCUCCACAGCUGAAGCAGUGUGUGGCCUCCUGCAAACACAUAGCUGAGACUGCAAGGCAACAGAACAACUUCCAGAAUGAGAAUGAAGAGUGGUUCCUGGUUGCCCGGGUGAUCGACAGGGUCUGCUUUAUUGUCAUGGUGUCUGUGUUUUUUAUCGGCACGAUCGGGAUCUUCCUGAUGGGCCACUUCAACCAGCCUCCCUCCUCACCUUUCCCCGGGGAUUCCAAGAAGUAUCUCCCUCCAAUAAACAACCUCACUAAUCUAUCGGAGAACGGGACAGGAGCAAACUUCCUGGGGUGAACCAGGAGAAAAUAUCCAGAUUUUAUCCCUUUAAUCAAAGUGGAUAUCAGUCGGUGUCCGUCAGUGAUGACAGGGACACAGAGAGAAUGGAGAAGAUGUGGGCUCUGUGGACUAUCACAGACACGCUUGUUCAUGGUGAUAAAGGAUCCACUGCACAGUUGUUUGGAUCCGUGGUGAUGCAUGCUGGUAUCAGCUGCGACAGAUUGUUGAGGUCAAGAAUAUCUUUUGCAUAAAAUGCUGUAUAGGAAAAAAAAGAGCAUGUUCCUUUACUCUUCCGGUUACCAACUCAGUCUCUGAUUUAAGUUUCUUACCAGCUGUUGAUCAUGAUAAACUACAUGAAACAUUUGUUGAUCACACAUGUAAACAGUGGACUGCUACAUGAAUGCUUUUUAUCAAUAAAAGUACUACUCAGACUC
Centropristis striata (black sea bass) is the source of this 2100-nucleotide messenger RNA. It is a transcript of the gene chrng, whose product is annotated as cholinergic receptor, nicotinic, gamma. NCBI's taxonomy places the organism in Eukaryota, Metazoa, Chordata, Actinopteri, Perciformes, Serranidae. The transcript is spliced from 12 exons. The record is from RefSeq and is a predicted model, not a curated record. The coding region runs from base 8 to 1684 and encodes 558 amino acids. Gene Ontology annotation, biological process: chemical synaptic transmission; monoatomic ion transmembrane transport; regulation of membrane potential. Gene Ontology annotation, cellular component: neuron projection; synapse; postsynaptic membrane. Gene Ontology annotation, molecular function: acetylcholine-gated monoatomic cation-selective channel activity; transmembrane signaling receptor activity.